CUCUUCGGUGGCACCAUACCACCACCCACCAACCCGAGAUGCCCAAGUCGAAACGCCAGCGCGUGACCACCCUCACCAAGACGCCGGGGCGCACGACGCGUGCGUCCAAGGUCGCACUCGUGAACGAGAUCCGCCUCAACAUCGACGAGUACGACCACGUGUGGCUCUUCAGCGUCGGCGACAUGCGCAACGAAGGCCUCAAGGAGGUGCGCCAGCAGUGGCGCGGGACGGGGCGCUUCUUCUUCGGCAAGACGCGCGUUAUGGCCAAGGCGCUCGGCACCGACCCCGAGACAGAGUACGCCGAGGGCCUCGGCGAGCUGGGCAAGCGCUUGACGGGCCAGCUGGGGCUGUUUUGCACGUCGCAUCCCGUGGACGAGACGCUCGAGUGGUUCCAGACGUGGCACAAGCAGGAGUAUGCGCGCCAGGGGCACAAGGCGAGCAUGGACGUUGCGCUGCCCGCGGGCCCGCUGCUCACGCCGUGGAGCGAGGACAACAAUGGCGACCCCUUCCCGCACUCGAUGGACCCCCAGCUCCGCCAGCUCGGCCUCGACACCAAGCUUGUGCGCGGCGUGCCGAGCCUCGCGAACCCCCACGUCCUGUGCCGCAAGGGCGAGAAGCUCAGCUCGGAAAAGUGCCGUAUUCUCAAGCUCCUCGCUGUCCAGAUGGCAGACUUCCGCAUCAACCUCGGAUCCAGGUGGACAAAGGGCUCUGGGUUCGUGCAGGGCGCUGAGCUGGAGGGCGGUGACGAGUCGGGCGACGACAUGGACGAGGACUAGCGUGUACUCUUCUGUACUCUUAUGCAUUCUGUACCUGCUUAG
Cutaneotrichosporon oleaginosum is the source of this 818-nucleotide messenger RNA. RefSeq lists its product as uncharacterized. Gene Ontology annotation, biological process: nuclear-transcribed mRNA catabolic process; ribosomal large subunit biogenesis; rRNA processing. Gene Ontology annotation, cellular component: preribosome, large subunit precursor; nucleolus. Lineage: Eukaryota; Fungi; Basidiomycota; Tremellomycetes; Trichosporonales; Trichosporonaceae. Gene Ontology annotation, molecular function: RNA binding. The record is from RefSeq and is a predicted model, not a curated record.